This is a messenger RNA of Diceros bicornis minor, 2274 nucleotides long. It is a transcript of the gene PAX6, whose product is annotated as paired box 6. The transcript has 10 exons. The coding region runs from base 49 to 1317 and encodes 422 amino acids. The record is from RefSeq and is a predicted model, not a curated record. NCBI's taxonomy places the organism in Eukaryota, Metazoa, Chordata, Mammalia, Perissodactyla, Rhinocerotidae. Gene Ontology annotation, biological process: regulation of transcription by RNA polymerase II; anatomical structure development. Gene Ontology annotation, molecular function: DNA-binding transcription factor activity, RNA polymerase II-specific; RNA polymerase II cis-regulatory region sequence-specific DNA binding.
CCCAGUUUCGAGCCCCGUGGGACCCCGAGGCCCCCAGCCAGCGCCAGCAUGCAGAACAGUCACAGCGGAGUGAACCAGCUCGGUGGUGUCUUUGUCAACGGGCGGCCACUGCCGGACUCCACCCGGCAGAAGAUCGUAGAGCUAGCUCACAGCGGGGCCCGGCCGUGCGACAUUUCCCGAAUUCUGCAGGUGUCCAACGGAUGUGUGAGUAAAAUUCUGGGCAGGUAUUACGAGACUGGCUCCAUCAGACCCAGGGCAAUCGGUGGUAGUAAACCGAGAGUAGCGACUCCAGAAGUUGUAAGCAAAAUAGCCCAGUAUAAGCGGGAGUGCCCGUCCAUCUUUGCUUGGGAAAUCCGAGACAGAUUACUGUCCGAGGGGGUCUGUACCAACGAUAACAUACCAAGUGUGUCAUCAAUAAACAGAGUUCUUCGCAACCUGGCUAGCGAAAAGCAACAGAUGGGCGCAGACGGCAUGUAUGAUAAACUGAGGAUGUUGAACGGGCAGACCGGCACCUGGGGCACCCGCCCGGGUUGGUAUCCGGGGACCUCGGUGCCCGGGCAGCCUGCGCAAGAUGGCUGCCAGCAACAGGAAGGAGGGGGAGAGAAUACCAACUCCAUCAGUUCCAACGGAGAAGAUUCCGAUGAGGCCCAAAUGCGACUUCAGCUGAAGCGGAAGCUGCAGAGAAAUAGAACAUCCUUCACCCAAGAGCAGAUUGAGGCCCUGGAGAAAGAGUUUGAGAGAACCCAUUAUCCAGAUGUGUUUGCCCGAGAAAGACUAGCAGCCAAAAUAGACCUACCUGAAGCAAGGAUACAGGUGUGGUUUUCUAAUCGAAGGGCCAAAUGGAGAAGAGAAGAGAAGCUGCGGAACCAGAGGAGACAGGCCAGCACCACGCCUAGUCACAUUCCCAUCAGCAGCAGCUUCAGCACCAGCGUCUACCAGCCAAUCCCACAACCCAGCACGCCCGUGUCCUCCUUCACCUCGGGCUCCAUGUUGGGCCGAACAGACACGGCCCUCACGAACUCCUACAGCGCCCUGCCGCCCAUGCCCAGCUUCACCAUGGCGAAUAACCUGCCUAUGCAACCCCCGGUCCCCAGCCAGACGUCCUCGUACUCCUGCAUGCUGCCCACCAGCCCUUCGGUGAACGGGCGGAGUUACGACGCCUACACCCCACCCCACAUGCAGACACACAUGAACAGUCAGCCCAUGGGCACCUCGGGCACCACGUCCACAGGACUCAUUUCCCCUGGUGUGUCAGUUCCAGUUCAAGUUCCUGGAAGUGAACCUGAUAUGUCGCAAUAUUGGCCAAGAUUACAGUAAAAAAAAAAAAAAAAAGAGAGAAAGGAUAUAUGUUAUUUCCAUCAGUGACUGUGGACAUGACAGUUGGGCGUUCAGGAAGGAGAGAAAAAUGGCUGUUAGAAGCACUUCAGUUCUGCAGUCGUGUCCUUAUUGUGACACCGGGGACAGACUCGAAAGAAGGACCUUUGUGUACAGAAGGCACGGUAUCAGUUGGAACAAAUCUUCAUUUUGGUAUCCAAACUUUUAUUCAUUUUGGUGUAUGAUUUGUAAAUGGGCAUUUGUCUGUUAUAAUGAAAAAAAGAACAACGUAGAUUGGAUGGAUGUUUGAUCUGUGUUGGUCAUAAAGUUGUUAAAAAAAAAGGAAACCAUGACCAACAAGCUUUGCCACAAAUUAAGAGUUUUAUCAAGAUAUAUUGAAUACUUCUACUCAUCUGUUCAUAGUUUAUGGACUGAUGUUCCAAGUUUGUAUCAUUCCUUUGCAUAUAAUUAAACCUGGAACAACAUGCACUAGAUUUAUGUAAGAAAUAUCUGUUGGUUUUCCAAAGGUUGUUUAACAGAUGAAGUUUAUGUGCAAAAAAGGGUAAGAUAUAAAUUCAAGGAGGAAAAAAGUUGAUAGCUAAAAGGUAGAGCGUGUCUUCGAUAUAAUCCAGUUUGUUUUAUGUCAAAUGUAAGUAUUUGUCUUCCCUAGAAAUCCUCAGAAUGAUUUCUAUAAUAAAGUUAAUUUCAUUUAUAUUUGACGAGAAUACUCUAUAGAUGUUUUAUACACAUUUUCACGCAAUCAUACGUUUCUUUUUGGCCAGCAAGAGUUCAUUGUUCUUAGAUAUAGUUGUAUUACUGUUCACAGGCCAAUCACUUUGUGCAUCUAGAAUUCAUUCCUAAUCAAUUAAAAGUGCUUGCAAGAGUUUUAAACUUAAGUGUUUUGCAGUUGUUCACAACUACAUAUCAAAGUUAACCAUUGUUGAUUGUAAAAAUCAUACC